AAUUAGUAAUUUGCCAUUGACAGUUUGUUAAUUGUCAAAAAAAUAUUAUUUUGUUGAUUUUUAAAAAUUUUGAAGAUUUAAAAUUAAAUAAUAACAAUGUCUAUGAGACCAGACGAUCACCGACGAAAAUGGGAUCGCGAAGAAUACGAAAAACUAGCCGAAGAACGCAAAAGAUCCGAGAAAGAACAAAAAGAAGAGGCUGAAAAGUCGAAAAAGGGGCCCCCUGUCAAACGAGAACUCCUCAAGACUAGAGAAUAUAAGGUAGACUUGGACUCAAAACUCGGUAAAAGUAUCGUUAUAAACAAGAACACUCCCACGUCUCAAUCUGGGGGCUAUUACUGUAACGUUUGUGAUUGUGUAGUAAAAGAUUCAAUCAAUUUUCUUGACCACAUCAAUGGCAAAAAGCAUCAGAGGAAUUUGGGCAUGUCCAUGAAGAUAGAAAGGAGCUCCUUGGACUCAGUUAAGAAAAGAUUUGAUGUGAAUAAAAGGAAAAUGGAGGAAAAAAAGAAAGACUAUGAUCUACAGGCAAGAUUGAACGAGAUAGCAGAAGAGGAAGAGAAACUUAAGGAAUACCGAAGGGAAAAACGAAAAGAAAAGAGAAAAAUUGAAGAAGCCGAGGAAGAAUCAGAGGUACCAAGCGAACUAGCAAGUAUUAUGGGGUUCUCCGGCUUUGGUACAUCAAAAAAGAGCAAAUGAUGUACUAACUUGGACCAAAAUAUCUUUAAAAAUUGCAUAUUAAGGUAGAAUAAGGCAGAGUUUUCAGAACAUGUAUUUAAUUAUAAUAAAUUAUAGGUGUAGUGAGAAUUGUACUAAAAUAAUAAAUACUUAGAGGGUAAAC
Molecule: messenger RNA, 838 nt
Organism: Sitophilus oryzae (rice weevil)
Lineage: Eukaryota; Metazoa; Arthropoda; Insecta; Coleoptera; Curculionidae
Product: zinc finger matrin-type protein 2
Exons: 1
Coding region: 97-696 (199 amino acids)
Biological process (GO): mRNA splicing, via spliceosome
Cellular component (GO): spliceosomal complex; U4/U6 x U5 tri-snRNP complex
Molecular function (GO): nucleic acid binding; zinc ion binding
Source: RefSeq, a predicted model, not a curated record